GUAAAAUUGGAACUGGACACUUUACUGGUUCUUUUCUCGCGACGGCGUCCGCUAAGCAGUCGGGCGCGGCCAUCGCCAUUCCUGUUGCAAUCGCCAUCGCUGCUGUUAGCACCGCCAAAGCCAGGUGUCAGCCAUGUCGCUGAUCGCGAACGAAGAUUUUCAGCACAUUCUUCGUGUGCUGAAUACUAACGUCGAUGGCAGGCAGAAGAUCAUGUACGCCUUGACGUCGAUCAAGGGUGUGGGGCGGCGGUUUGCCAAUCUUGUGUGCAAGAAGGCCGACGUGGACAUGAGUAAGAGAGCGGGCGAAUUGACUGCUGCGGAGCUGGAGAAUCUUAUGGUGAUCGUGGCCAACCCAAGGCAGUUCAAGAUCCCGGACUGGUUUCUGAAUCGCAAGAAGGAUUACAAGGAUGGGAGGUACUCGCAGGUAGUGGCCAAUGCUUUGGACAUGAAGCUGCGUGAUGACUUGGAACGACUCAAGAAGAUCAGGAACCAUCGCGGUCUUCGUCACUACUGGGGUCUCCGCGUUCGCGGACAGCAUACGAAGACGACCGGUCGCCGCGGAAGGACUGUCGGUGUGUCCAAGAAGCGUUAAAGCGAUUGCCGAGGCAGAGGUCCAUGGGUCGUUCUCCUGCUUGCCCAGCGGAACUAUGGUGGUGGAGAUGAUCGCAAUGAGUGAAUGGAUGGAAGACGUACGAUCGGUGAUGUACGAUGAGCUUAUGGGUUGAGGAAGCGUUCAUGAAGAGGCUGUUAAUGAGAGUUGGAGCUGCGAUGGCGAGGACCGUACUGAGUUUUUGCUACUGUGAUACUGUAUUAGGGUGUUAACCAGAUUUGAUCGACGUCUAAUCAUUGUAUGGUGGCGGAACCCUAGUCGGUGUUGGAAACCCUAAUCAUUUGGCGAAACCCUAAUUAGUGGUGGAUAUUCUGGUCUGGAUUGUGCGUAAUCUUGUGAUAUCUUCGUUGAGUGGUAAUUUUUGAACAGUAUAUUUUUCAUUUUUUAUGAAAUUGCUUCGGACAAUCUGGUACUUCUCCCCCGAAGGAGAGGGUUGUAUACCACGGCCUAUUCUUCCGGGUUACUUCAAAUCUCGCUCUCUCUCUCUCUCUCUCCCCCCCUUUCUCUUUGGUGCUGCGCGUGUCUGCGUGUAUGUUCGUGUGUGGGUGUGUGCUCGUGUUGUGUGGAGUAUGUGGAAGUGGAUAUGUGUGUGUGUGUGUGUGUGUGUGUGUGGAAGUGGAUGUGUGUGUGUGUGUGGAAGUGUUGGAAUGUGUGGAAAUUUUGUUGCCGUGCGUGUAAAAGUGAUAGUUCAUUCCGGAAACCUCGUACCCCUCUUUCCUCUCUUUUCCCUCUCCGUCUUCGCCCCCUUUUCUCUUGCUCUUCUUUUGCUCUUUUCCCCUGCCUUCACCCCUGUCCUCCUUUCCCCUCCCGCCUCCACCUUGUCCAUGUUUCCCGUCAAACGACCCCGUUCCCCUCCCUCCGCAUGGACGGUACUUGGCGAGCCUCCUCCUCCCCUGCGCAAUUACGUGAUGACAAAUCGUGAAACCCUCGACACUCCCCUUUCCUUCCCCGACCCGGGCUCGACUCUCACCUUCUUCCUUCCCCCAUCCUCCCCCUCUAGCCCCCGCCUUUGUAUCGCGGCAGGACGUGAUCCGUUGAACGGGCAUGAAGAAUGCGGGUUUCUCCUGGGAGUGGGCCUAGCGGAGACCCGUCAGGCGCUGGUGACGAAUGACUUCUAGGGGCGCAUGAUGGUCUCACAUGGCCAGAUUGAGAUCGGACGUGACAUUUGAGCACAGGAUCGAGGACGGCGUGUACACACACGGAAACGAAAUGAAUUUCUCAGUGAGAGUCUGCCUUUCGAUGUAGAGGAGGAAGAGGGAAAGAGGAAGAGGAGGGAAGGAGUUGGAAGAGGAGGGAAGGAGUUGGAAGAGGAGCGGAGGAGUAGGAAGAGGAGGGGUAGAUGAGGGGGAUAUUCAUGCCUUUUGGAGUGCAAGGGCUUGUUGUUGUGUGUCUUGCGAGGUCAUUUGCCGUUUGGUGUACAUACAGGAGGAAGAGGAGGGGGAGGACGAAAAGGAGGGGAGGAGGAGGAUGACAUGCAUGCCUUGUGGAGUACCAUUCCAGGUAGUAACUACGUGCCCAAGAGCGUGCCAGUCCUUGCCUGUGGGAUUAAGUUAUUGAAUAGAAGGAUAGGAUACCGCUCUCCUUUGAGAUUGAGAACGAGGAGGAAGAGCUUGGUGCGGUCUGGCGUGGUGGUGGAGGUGCACUGUGGGAUGCCCAGCUUCGUUUGAAGGCAAAGAAAGGUGUACGGUAGGCGUUGGCGGGUGAUGCGUCUUUCCGAUGUUUGUCCUUUCGUCGGCGUGCCGCUACCUAUUGUCGUCCUAGUACAACCAAGCAAUCAAUCAAUCUGUGUCCACAUGCUUGCGCGGCGCACACACACGCGCAUGCGCCUCUGCGAGGACAUACCAACACAUACAGCGAGAGGGGAAGAGGGAGGUGGAGUAGAUGUUUUUGUAAAUAGAAGGGAGCGGAUUGGAGGUGAGUUGACAUGGUCGUUCAAACGAAAAGA
Chara braunii is the source of this 2555-nucleotide messenger RNA. The record is from the annotation of a GenBank genome assembly. Lineage: Eukaryota; Viridiplantae; Streptophyta; Charophyceae; Charales; Characeae.